CCGUCCGGUCCUCGCUCCCCCUCAUCAAGGCCGCACCCGACAACCUCCCAUCCUCGUCCACCACGGCCCGAGGACCCGCGCUCAACUGUGUCCAGCCUGCACUGCACCUCCACGAACCAGUCGCACCACCAGCCGUCACCCUCGUCUCGCCAGCGCCGUCACCCACCACGUUCACCCCGCUCCCCGUCCCGGCGCCAUGGGCGCUCUCUGCUGCAAGCCAGAGGAGAUCGACUUUGAAGGUCCUGUCGACCUCUGGCACUUCUACCUUCUGCGGUCGGUCGGCAAGGGCGCGUUCGGCAAGGUCCGCGUCGUGCAGCACAAGAAGACCAAGGCCCUGUACGCCCUCAAGUACAUCAACAAGGCCCGGAUAUCCAAGCAGCGAGCCGUCAACAACAUCAUCCAGGAGCGGCGACUACUCGAAGAGAUCGACUCGCCGUUCGUGUGCAACCUGCGCUUUGCGUUCCAGGACGACGAGAACCUCUUCAUGGUGCUUGACCUCAUGCUCGGCGGCGACUUGCGGUUCCACCUCGACCGACUCGGCUGCAUGAAGGAGGAGGUCGUCCGCUUCUACGUCGCCGAGAUGGCGCUCGCACUCGGCGACCUGCACAAACUCGGCAUCGUCCAUCGCGACAUCAAGCCCGACAACAUCCUGCUCGACGAGAAGGGCCACGCGCACUUGACCGACUUCAACAUCGCCGUGCACUUUACCGACCGACGACCGCUCACGUCCGUCGCAGGCUCGAUGGCGUACAUGGCUCCCGAGGUCCUCGCCAAGCGCGGCUACUUCGCGACCGUCGACUGGUGGUCGCUCGGUGUCGUCGCGUACGAGCUCCUGUUCGGCAAGCGGCCCUACCGCGGCAAGACCAACUCGACCUUGACGCAGGCCAUCCUCAAGGACCAGGUCCGCUUCCCCGACAAUGCCGAGGAGAUUGUCAGCCACGAGGGACUCGACUGCUUGCGAGGGCUGCUGCAGCGGGAUCCCAAGAAGCGGCUCGGUUGCGCGGGUACGGGCGGGCUCGAGGCGCUCAAGCGGCACCCGUGGUUCCGAGAGUACGACUGGGAUGUCCUCGAGCGCAAGGAGGCGACGCCUCCCUUCGAGCCGGAUUCGAAGAAGGCCAACUUUGACGCGACGCACGAGCUCGAGGAGCUCCUCCUCGAGGACAACCCGCUCAAAGCGCGCAAGCGCAACCCGAACCUCGACCUGUCCGAGCUGUCGGCCGACUACCGCGUCAUGGAGCAGCACUUCCUCCCGUACGACUACCUGCGCCAGCCUCGCAAGUCGUGGUUCCCCAUGGCCGACCUCGCCGCCGGCAGCACGUCGGCCCUGAGCGUCACGGUCGCAGGUGGCGCAGCAGGAGCAGGAGCAGGAUCAGGAGGCGGCGGUGUCGCGAGCGGGCGAGGGACGCCGAGCGCGAGGAGCGUGCGCCUCGACGCGCCCGUGAGCCCGAGCGUUGAUGGGCGUGCGUCGCCGUUGCGGCGGACGGACACGCCCGACACGCACGGCUCGCCGGUGCGCGGUGGCGAGCGAGCAGGGCAGGCGUUCGAGAUGGGCGAGCGAGGCGACACCGGCCUCGCGCGGUGAAUCUCUCUUCCCCCUUCCCUUUCCCAUCUAGCCCCUCUCUACCCCC
Rhodotorula graminis WP1 is the source of this 1628-nucleotide messenger RNA. RefSeq lists its product as uncharacterized. Gene Ontology annotation, biological process: intracellular signal transduction; peptidyl-serine phosphorylation. The record is from RefSeq and is a predicted model, not a curated record. Lineage: Eukaryota; Fungi; Basidiomycota; Microbotryomycetes; Sporidiobolales; Sporidiobolaceae. Bases 197 to 1582 code for a protein of 461 amino acids. The transcript is spliced from 10 exons. Gene Ontology annotation, molecular function: ATP binding; protein serine/threonine kinase activity.